CGGGAGAGGAGCCUCGUGAGAUUUGGGUGGUCUAUUUUUUUAAAUAGCGUUGGACCUGGAAGAGAAAGCAAGGGGUGAGCGAGCGUAUAUUGAGUGCUGCUCUGGAUUGUUGCUGCUUUGACUCCCUCCAUUCUGCAGAGAGCCCGCACUCUUACCUAAAAGUUAAUUGAUUCAGCUCUCUCCAUUUCAUUGGGACGUGGAUCUUGAAAGAGCCUCCGCUACGUUGUCUCUGUGCCUUUCGGAUUGCAGAGGAGUAAUUGGAGUUUUCACAUACAGACUUGUGCAUUGAAUCUGAAUGCUUUGACUGACAUGAAGAAAAGCAAUGGCCGUACAAGCCGAAAGAGACAAAGAAAGAAAUGUAGAACAUUGUCCUCAUACGGAGUAAGUCUUAGUCACAAAGAUGAAUAUAUACUACUGAAGAAGUGGCUGAAAGAAAGAGGCUGUAAUGUUAAUAAAUUAAAACCAGCACAAUUUCCAGAGACGGGAAGAGGCUUGAUGACCACAAAGGGCCUCCAGGUAGGAGAGCUGAUUAUUUCUUUGCCUGAAAAAUGUUUGCUCACCACCGAUACUGUCCUUAACAGCUACCUCCGGGAAUACAUUGUAAAGUGGAUGCCCCCCAUUUCUCCGUUGAUAGCACUGUGUACUUUUAUAAUAGUAGAGAAAUGUGCCCAAGGAAAGUCACUGUGGAAACCAUAUCUGGACCUCCUGCCUGAGAUGUACAGCUGUCCGGUUUGUUUGGAGCAAAAAGUAGUGGACCUUUUUCCUGAACCCUUGAGAAGAAAGGCCCAUGAGCAAAGAAAGCUGGUCCAGGAACUGUUUAUUUCUUCCCAGCAGUUCUUCUUUUCCUUGCAGCCUUUAUUUCAUGAAGAUGUUACGUCCGUUUUUAACUCUCAGGCAUUCAAAUGGGCUUGGUGCACCAUUAAUACCAGAACAGUAUAUAUGAAGCACUCACAGAGAGACUGUUUUUCUAGAGACACAGAUACAUAUGCCUUAGCCCCAUACUUGGACCUACUAAAUCAUAAUCCUACUGUCCAGGUGAAAGCUGGCUUUAAUGAAAAGACAAAGUGCUAUGAAAUAACAACACUUACACACUGUCAACAUUACAACGAGGUUUUUAUUUGUUAUGGCCCCCAUGAUAAUCAACGUCUGCUUCUGGAAUAUGGGUUUGUUUCCAGGGAUAACCCACACAGCAGUGUUUAUGUUGGAACAGAUACAUUGCUUAAAAAUGUGCUUCCAGAAGACAAACAAAGGCCUAAGAAACUUUCCAUCUUACAAGAACACAAACUUUUGGAUGAUCUCACAUUUGGCUGGGAUGGUCCCUCUUGGAAGCUUCUUACUGCUCUCAAACUAUUAAGUCUUGAAGCAGACCAAUUUACUUCCUGGAAGAAAGUGAUCCUUGGUGGGGUAGUAUCAGAGGUAAAUGAAAAGAAGAGUUUGGAUCUUGCAACAGAAAUAUGUAUGUCUUUGAUCAAGGAAGCUCAGCAUGCCCUUCAGAAGGUUUCUCUCUUAAAACAUGAUUAUGAAUAUUUGAGCACUCAGCUAAAUUUGGUAGAGGCAUUGCGUACGGAAGAGCUAAGAAUCUUACAGCGAUCACUUGAGAUGCUUCAAUGCUUACCGACCAAAACAGUUUGAUCUUCAAAGAAAACAGCACCUCAGUAAUUCCGAUUGGAUCUUCAGAAGCCACAUAUCUAUUUAUUAUUUCUUUACUAUAAAAAUGUACUUCCUGUCUUUCUUUGCAAAGCAGGCACUGGGAGAUUUGCUGCAACUUAUGCCAGAUAGGAUUUUCAGUUAAACACUUUAAAAUCAAGUGUGGGAGGUCUGUAAGCAAGAUAGAUGGAUUCAUAAAUGCUAACAUUGAAUGAAAAGUAAGGGAAGUUCACAGGGAGAAUGAUGAAUCCAGGUAUACAAAGGCCAUUCCAGGGUGCAAGUAUCAUGAAGUAGAUGUCUUUUUUUGUCUCCAUUCUCUCAAUAUUCAGUUACAAUGAAAUUACAAGGGGGCUCUGAAGAAGAUAAGUAAAAUUCCUGUCUUUGGAGGUUCUGAAUUUCUGAUUUAGAAUCCUGAUCAUUUUAUCUUGUGAUGCUCUGAAGAGCUAUGAGACUUAAGGGCCAAUUUUCUCUUCUGCACUGACAAAAUGUUUCAUGUCAUUCAUUUAUUUUAUUUAUUUUACAGUAUUUAUAUUCCGCCCUUUUCACCCCGCAGGGGACUCAGGGCGGAUUAUAAUGUACACAUAUAUGGCAAAUAUUCAAUGCCAAAGAGACACAACAGAUAUAGACAAACAGUCAGAGGCUAUUUAACUUUUUCUGGCUGCCAGGGGAGCUGUCGCUUUCAUCGUCCAUAUGCGACACUGAUGAAAUACUUCCGCAUUCCCUGCAUGCUUUUUUGCUGGAGUGUUUUGCUUGUUAAAUUAGCCUCCCCACACAUAGGUGGUACCUAAUUUUCUUACUUGACAGAUGCAACUGUCUUUCGGGUUGCAAAGGUCGACAACAAGCUACACAACUGGUCGGAAGCUCACUCCGACCCCGGCUGGCUUCGAACUCAUGACCUUGUGGUCAGAAAUGAUCUUAAUGCAGUUGACACUCAGACAGCUGCGCCACAUCUCCCCUUCUGGUACAAGAGCAUGGCAUCACUAAUUCAUUUUACAAUGGUUGGCUAAUAAAUGUUGUGUUUCAUCCCUGACUGCACAAGUCUCCAGACCUCAAUGAGUAGUUAGCCUAGAUAGAUUAGAAUGAGGGAUUUCCUCCCCAUAUUUCUCAGGCAUGCUUUUCUCAAGAAGGGGCUUAGAUUUGUUUUACUCAUCUUGCAUGCCACUAUCUCCUCCCCUUUUGAAUACGUGAUCCCCUGAGGAAACGUAGCUUCUUCUUUAAAGGUAUUUUUAUUGUCCUGGUGAGGCCAUGUGGUCAAUUCUCCAUUUUUGGCCUCACACUUCUUACCUUUUGUUCUGCUAGAGUGAGGAGGCAUCUUGCCAUUGUCCAGGCAAGAUGCAGUAGAUAUAACUAUUUUGUUAUUUUUCCCUUUUCCUUUCCUUAGAAGAUAGCUUAGUGAACCUAGUUAGCUCCAAGAACCUUUCCCAUCAAGAACGGAUUUCUUUUGUCUUUCAUAAACAUAUUCUUUUGGAUCCUAUGAAGUUGUGGAUCCUCAAUCCUGUUCCAUCCUGUUGAAGGGAAACCAAUCCUUGCUCUUUAUACGUAAGUUUCUGCUGGUUAUGAACUGUGCUUCUGGCACUCUGCUAUAUUUUUGUGGAAUCACCCCCAAGUGAGGGUUAUUUUGAGCCUAACAGCUCCUGAUUCCCAACAAUAAUGACUAGGACAGUUCAAUGACUCAGGAAAUUAUUAAGUAAUUCAACUAAACUAUAAAAGGUAUUUCAAGUUACUUCUUUGCUUCUCCAAGGUGCCAAAAAGCUGGAUUUCUCUUCUGUCUGUCUUUGUCCUGUCCGAAACGGCAUUGGAUGUUUACUGUAUAUGUGCAAUGUGAUCCACCCUGGGUCCCCUUGGGGAGAUAGAGCUGAAUAUAUAUAAAUAAAUUAUUAUUAUUAUUAUUAUUAUUAUUAUUAUUAUUAUUAUUAUAUGACAUCCAGGCUCUGUGUUCUUUUGAGGUCCUAAAACAUUUCAGAACUUGAAGUCUCAGACACCUGGAGGACUAAAGGUUGGGAGCCACUUCUCUAGAGAGACUGAAACUGAAUGAAUGUUAAUGCUUAACGAUUGUCCCAAGCAAAUGAUUUUCCAAUGUAUUACAGUAGAUUGAGAAUAAAGACAGCAAAGGCAAGAUAAAACAGAUCACUACAAUUACAAAGCAUUGCCAAGGACAGGUUCUGACAGUAGUAGUCUCUUGAAACCACACCUGAAAGCAUGUGUGAUGUUGUAAAGGUCUUGCAGAAUACACAGUGUUCCCAGAACAAUGACCAUUGUUUUUUUAAAAAAAUAUGUAACUCUACCUCAUGUUAACGGUAUCAAUCUCUAAAUAAUUAUGCUGAAAUGAAUAAAUAAUGAUUGAUUUAUCUAAAUAA
Molecule: messenger RNA, 4004 nt
Organism: Anolis sagrei ordinatus
Lineage: Eukaryota; Metazoa; Chordata; Lepidosauria; Squamata; Anolidae
Gene: SETD4
Product: SET domain containing 4
Biological process (GO): peptidyl-lysine monomethylation; peptidyl-lysine trimethylation
Molecular function (GO): protein-lysine N-methyltransferase activity; protein binding
Source: RefSeq, a predicted model, not a curated record